Drosophila ficusphila is the source of this 1290-nucleotide messenger RNA. Its product is annotated as phenoloxidase-activating factor 2. Gene Ontology annotation, molecular function: serine-type endopeptidase activity. NCBI's taxonomy places the organism in Eukaryota, Metazoa, Arthropoda, Insecta, Diptera, Drosophilidae. The record is from RefSeq and is a predicted model, not a curated record. The transcript has 2 exons. Gene Ontology annotation, biological process: proteolysis. Bases 73 to 1026 code for a protein of 317 amino acids.
UUGCGAAUAGUUGUUGUUUGCAGCUGCCUUUUUUGGGUGCUGGCCGAUGCGGGUGUCCCGUGUGGCCCUCAAAUGGAGUGUGUGCCCCAAGGGCUGUGCCAACCCAGCCUCAACUAUCAACAAUUCGGGUUUCAGCAAAGGGAAUGCGGGCUAGCGGAAGUCUGCUGUUCCAGUUCGCAAAUAAUGGCUGUUGGGCCACCGCUGAACUGCGGUGAGAGUAACCCCGGUGGACUGGACCCGCGGUUUCCGGCGGCAAUGGAUGGCCUGUCGAGACCGAACGAGUUUCCCUGGAUCGUGGCGCUGAUGGAGCGAAAGAAUAUCUUUGGAGCGGGCACUCUGGUGACCGAAAACGUGGUGGUGACCGCAGCGCACCUGCUGGUGGGCAGGACACCGAAUAGCUUCACAGUGGCCGCUGGCGUUUGGGACUUGGGCCAACUGUUCGGGGAUGCAGUUGCGACUCGGGCACCGGCCAAUAUCAUAACGCAUCCGGAGUUCAACGUGACCGCCAACAACAUUGCUCUGAUCAUCCUGGCCGACUCGUUUGAGCUGAAGCCCCACAUCCGCACCGUCUGCUGGCCGCCUCCAGGGGCGGCCUUCGAGGGGCAUCGCUGCACAGUCGCCGGCUGGGGCAGCCCUAACAUCAUGGUGCCGCACAACUCGCAGCGCCAGAAGAAGGUCGAUGUGCCCAUCGUGAACAGUGGCUUGUGCAAGAGACAAUUGGUGGAGUUCGGCCUGGAUGAGGCCUUCGAGAUCCAGCCCUCGGUGAUGUGCGCCGGCGGGGAAAGGGGGAAGGACGCCUGCGUGGGCGACGGGGGAUCCCCGCUCUUGUGCCCCGUUCCCGGUCACCCCACCUUCUACCAGUUCGUCGGCAUCGUCACCGCCGGCGUGUCCUGCGGCGAGGAGAACGUGCCGGCCUUCUACACAAGCAUCGCCAGCAUGAAGCCCUGGAUCGACUCGCACCUGGAGCAGGAGAUCAACAAGCCCUACAAGACCUUCCCCAUAUACAGCGUAGACGACUUUGAGUGAGGGAACUCAGCGAAGGCAGACCACUUCGAGCAGAAUUCUUAGCUCAUUUUGGUGCUGGUGAAAAAAAAAUAUUAAAUUAAACGCAACUCAAUAAGUCGCAUAAGAUAUAUACCAUUUAAAACCUAUUAUUUCAAAGGUUAAAAAUUUAUAUGAUUUAUAUGAUACGAAAAACUAAUUUCCAUCCAUUUAUAAUCAAUAAUUUAUUCGAGUUGCCUUUUCUAAGUGUGCCAAAUAUAUCAGAAACCUUUCGUUUAAUACCAAAAA